This is a messenger RNA of Aspergillus alliaceus, 2327 nucleotides long. RefSeq names its product putative alpha-L-rhamnosidase B. Gene Ontology annotation, biological process: carbohydrate metabolic process. The coding region runs from base 206 to 2263 and encodes 685 amino acids. The record is from RefSeq and is a predicted model, not a curated record. The transcript has 3 exons. NCBI's taxonomy places the organism in Eukaryota, Fungi, Ascomycota, Eurotiomycetes, Eurotiales, Aspergillaceae.
CCUCCUUCUCCCCCUCCCCCUGCAAAACAUUCCCAACACCGAUUAGGCAAGCCUCUAAUAUAAAACUCACCCCAACAGGCUACUUAAUUCCACAUAUACCCUCCGCGGAAAAAUGAGGUUCUUGCAGUGUGGACUUUCUCUUUCCCCCCGCCCUUUUAUUGGGUAAAUUGCUGCUCCCCUUUGGCAUUCUCAGAACCUGAGCAGAAUGGCGCUGGGGUGCCGAUUUCCCCUUCUCCUGAGCCUCCUGCUUCUCUGCCAAUUUUCCUUGGCGCAAAAAUGCUGGAGAGAUGUCACAUGCGCGGGUCCCAAGGAUAGCGCCUUUCCAGGACCAUGGGAGGACAACAUUUAUGCGCCGUCAUCGAGAACCAUCAGCCCUAAACGAACGAUCGUAUCGCUUGCGGAACCGAACGCCACGGUCGAUUACAAAAAGUUUAAACCAUACACCUUGCGCUUAAAUGGGUCCGCCGUGGUGUUCGACUUCGGCAUCGAGGUGGGCGGCAUCGUGACCGUGAACUACACCUCAAAGGGCGGCAGUGGGGCGCUGGGUCUGGCUUUCUCCGAGGCCAAGAACUGGAUUGGUGAAUGGUCGGAUUCGUCGAAUGGCGCAUUCAAGGGGCCGGAUGGUGCUCUGUAUGCCAAUUUCACCAAAGAUGGAACCGCGUCGUAUGUCAUGCCGGAUGAGUCUCUUCGCGGGGGGUUCCGGUAUUUGUCGGUCUUCUUGGUUACGGAUGGGCGGGUGUCAGUCGAUAUUGAUGCUGUGAGCUUGGAAAUCGGCUUCCAGCCUACCUGGUCGAACUUGCGGGCUUAUCAGGGAUAUUUUCACUCGAAUGACGAUCUCUUGAAUCGCAUCUGGUACAGUGGUGCCUAUACAUUACAGACCAAUGCCGUUCCGCCGAACACGGGUCGCCAGGUGCCCAUGCUGACCAAGGGAUGGGCCAACAAUGCGACAAUGGGGCCUGGAGAUACCAUCCUGGUGGAUGGAGCGAAGCGAGACCGUGCGGUAUGGCCGGGCGACAUGGGUAUCGCGGUGCCCUCGGCGUUCGUGAGUAUUGGUGAUUUGGACAGCGUGAAGAACGCUCUGCAGGUGAUGUACGAUAAACAGGACCCUUCAACGGGCGCUUUCGACGAAUCAGGGCCACCGCUCAACCAAAAAGAUUCGGACACAUACCAUAUGUGGCUGAUGAUAGGAACGUACAACUAUCUGCUGUACACUAACGAUACUUCCUUUCUGACCAAGAAUUGGAACAAGUACCAAAGGGCCAUGGACUUCAUUUACAACAAAGUGGACAAUUCUACCGGUCUGCUGAAUGUCAACGGCACGCGCGACUGGGCCAGAUGGCAGCAGGGAUACAACAACACUGAAGCACAGAUAAUAUUAUACCGUACCCUAUCAACAGGCGCACAGCUAGCCUCCUGGGCUGCCAGGAUCAGUCCGCUAGCAGACAAAUGGAAUACCCAGGCAUCAGACCUUUUGCACUCUCUCAACGAAUACUGCUGGGAUGACAACUACGGCGCAUUCAAAGAUAAUGCGACGACAACCGAUUUGCACCCACAAGAUGCAAAUAGCCUGGCCCUUCUCUAUGGCGUCGUAGACCCCGAAAGAGCCGGCAGGAUAUCCGAUAAUCUACUGCACAACUGGACCCCAAUCGGAGCAGUAGCGCCUGAACUACCGAACAACAUCUCGCCGUUCAUUUCAUCCUUCGAAAUCCAGGGCCAUUUUGCCAUCGGCAAGACCGCGAGAGCGCUGGAGCUCAUCCGCCGAAGCUGGGGCUGGUACCUCAACAACCCCAACGGCACGGAAAGCACAGUAAUCGAGGGAUAUCUGGCAGAUGGCACAUUCGGAUACAGAUCCGACCGCGGAUACGGACACGACCCAUCGUAUGUCUCGCAUGCGCAUGGGUGGUCCUCCGGCCCGACCACCGCCCUGACUACCUAUCUCCUGGGCCUCUCCAUCACGUCGCCCCGUGGCCUUACGUGGAAGAUUGCGCCGCAGUUCGGCGACCUGAAAACCGUCGAGGGCGGGUUCACAACGCCGCUAGGGAAGUUCCAGGCUGCCUGGGAGAAGAAUCCGGAUGGUUACACGCUUCAAUUUUCGGUCCCGGCCGGGACGAAGGGGAACCUGACAUUACCGUAUGUGAGGAGCUCGGAGAAGCCGUCUAUCACGAUCGACGGGAACGAUAUUUUCAAAGGUGUGUAUUACGUCGAUGAAACAGCGACGAUCACCGUGAGCGGUGGGGGAAGACAUAGAGUCGUAGUGCAUUGAUUUCAUUCUAGAUUGGUAGCUUCCGUGUAUAUUCAAUUGAUUCAACUCGAAUGACAUAUUGACA